AUGGUCCGCAUCAGUGCUGCAGUCCUGGCUUUUGCCGCCACCGCCAUGACGGCCACCGUCCCCUUCCACAGCGCCGCCGCCGUUAACACACACAACAUCCACGCCCGGGCCUUGAAGAACGGCCUGUUGUUUGAGAAGCGGCAGAACCCGCAGCAGAACAGCACCGUCGGCGCCAACCCCAACGCCGCCGACGGUACCGGCAACCCCGACGACCAGAGUACCGGUAACCCCAAGGCCGACAAGAUCUUGGCCCAGUUCAAGGCCAGCUUGACCGAUGACCAAAAGGCAGCGGGCGACAAGGUUGAAGAGGCGGUCAAGGCGGCCGACGCCUCGCUAAAGGACGACCAGAGGAAGAUGCUAGCCGAGGUUGACAAGAUCUUUUCUCAGAGCGAGGGUGGCCAGGGUGCCGACGGUGUCGAUGGUGCCGACCCUGCCAAGCCUGCCGACCCUGCCCAGACUUCCCAGCCUGUCUAG
This is a messenger RNA of Hirsutella rhossiliensis, 474 nucleotides long. RefSeq lists its product as uncharacterized. The transcript has 2 exons. NCBI's taxonomy places the organism in Eukaryota, Fungi, Ascomycota, Sordariomycetes, Hypocreales, Ophiocordycipitaceae. The record is from RefSeq and is a predicted model, not a curated record. The coding region runs from base 1 to 474 and encodes 157 amino acids.